Messenger RNA from Purpureocillium lilacinum, 1215 nucleotides. RefSeq lists its product as uncharacterized. Gene Ontology annotation, cellular component: division septum. Lineage: Eukaryota; Fungi; Ascomycota; Sordariomycetes; Hypocreales; Ophiocordycipitaceae. The record is from RefSeq and is a predicted model, not a curated record. Gene Ontology annotation, biological process: division septum assembly.
AUGGCCUCUGCGCCAGCCAGCGUGAGGGUCUCGGGCCCUCCAAACAGUAGCUUCCUCGUCGGCUACCCUGGCAUCUCGGCGACGUUGCCGCGCAUCGAGGGCAAGGUUGAAAUACGACCUGGUCAGGGUUUCUCCAUGCCAGUUCCCAUAUCAUUAGUACGAAUAUGUCUACAACGGCGCGAAACGAUACAUCCAGAUGCGGACAGCCUCACCAAGAGGCAUCUCGGAGCUCCUCGACGAGAGUCGACUGACGUGGUGGGCAAAGAGGUUCUGCUCUUCCGAUGCUCAACAGGAAAGGAGGCCGAGAGCGUAAUCGCCAUGGACCUGCCCUUUGUGCUCUUCAUACCCUUUGGCAGAGGGGGCGAAGAGACGAACCGCCGGAUACCCCCGGCCUCAUUACAGCUUCCUAGCCGGACCGCCGAGACGUACUACGAGCUGGUCGUGACCCUGCAGCAGGGUCACAGCAACCAGUACAAAUACAGCUUCCCGGUGCCCCUGCAGCGGUACGAUACGCUGUCAACUUUCGGAAUGUACAACAAGCCCGAGACCAAGCUUGUCACCACCGACAACAUUGUCCACCUUGGAAUCAACCUCCCGCGGUGGAGCUUUGGCCCCAGCGACCCCAUUACCGUAUACAUCAAGCUGUCGCCAAACAUUGACUGGAUGAGCAAAGCGAAGCGGGUGACAAUCGAAAAGAUCACACUCACAAUCGAGGAGGAAAUCACGUUUAAUCCGGAAGGCGACGAGCCAACUAAAAAGGUCAACAAGCUCUCGAAGCAGGUGCAAGCAGUCAAGAUGAAGAUGCCCGAGGCCGGGUACGCCACCAACAUCGGCCUGGUGUUUCCGUCAAAAGAUCUCCGAGAUCCGGACGGUAUCAUCAAGAGGGGCAAGCCGGCCUUUCCCCAAUACGAGGUCGCCACGUUCACCACCACGUCAAGUCUGUACAAGAUUGAGUUUUACGUCAGUAUCAAGGUUCAACUGAGUGGAGCGCGCGACGUGACGCUACGGCAGCCCAUUGUUAUCUGCCCGUUGGACCAACAAGCGUGCAAAGAAGAGAUGGAUGCCAUCGAGCAGGCAGCCAAAGACGCGGCGCUCGUCGACCCGAACAACCCCAUGCUACCAGCGCGAAACAUCAUUCUGGCCAACGACCGAGACUCUUUACGUGCUUUGGGGCUGUGCAUGGUUGGGGGUCAGAAGAAGCCCUUCAUCGACUGA